Messenger RNA from Penicillium angulare, 666 nucleotides. Its product is annotated as zinc-finger domain-containing protein. The transcript has 3 exons. The coding region runs from base 1 to 666 and encodes 221 amino acids. The record is from RefSeq and is a predicted model, not a curated record. Lineage: Eukaryota; Fungi; Ascomycota; Eurotiomycetes; Eurotiales; Aspergillaceae. Gene Ontology annotation, biological process: mitochondrial electron transport, NADH to ubiquinone.
AUGAUGUCCUGCAGCCGUCGUCUCACAUCUUUGGCCUCAGCGCCCUCGCGCUUCAUGGCCCGCGCCUAUUCCUCGACUGUGCCCCGUCUUCACGAGAACCGCAUGCAACCUAACGACCCUUCCCCGCCAGCCCCCAAGCCCAAUGUGUCUGCUACCAACGCCCCGGAGGCCAGCUCUGCACCCAUUGACAGACUUGUGGUGAUGGAAAACACCUAUGUGGAGAACCCCGCCGUUGGCGAGCAGAUCCGCAGCAUGCAGGCCCCAAACCGAGCUACCACCUGGGCAGCCAGCCAGCAGCCCCGUGCGCAGGCCAUGACUGGUCCCCGUUUCGAGCAGACUAUCAUGGAGACUCAGCCACGUCCCAUGGCCGCUAUUGAGCUCAUUCACAAGCAGCCUGUUCGAUGGACCAAGUCUAAGGUUGUUAGCUGCGAUGGUGGCGGCGGCCCUCUCGGCCACCCCAAGGUUUUCAUUAACACCGACAAGCCCGAGAUUGCUACCUGUGGAUACUGCGGUGUGCCCUUCGCUCAAGAAAAGCACAAGGCCUACCUCAAGUCUCUUCCCGCUACCAGCUACCCCCUCGAGCCUACCGGUGACCCAGCCGAGGUGAACGAGUCCCAGCGUGUUCCCCCGCCACCGGUGGCUUUGAGCAGCGGUAAAAAAAAAUGA